GCGCGUUACCCAGUGCAGUGACGCGUCCCAUAGCAUAAGCAGUCAGUCUGUUCUUGCUCACCGUUCUCUCCGUCGUCCGGAACACUUCUUUCACCAUCCGACGCGAUGCCUCCAAAAGCUGAUUGGGAGAAAUACGAGAAGAAGGUCGACGACAAAGAGGAGAAGAUUCAAGCUCUUACAACUAGCGACAUCCAGAUCCUCAAAACUUAUGGUCAAGGAGCAUACGCCGCAAAGCUGAAGAAGACAGAACAUGACAUCAAGGAAGUGCAGAAGCGGAUAGAUGAGAAGCUUGGCGUGAAGGAGUCCGACACAGGCCUUGCUCCGCCAAAUCUAUGGGAUCUUCCAGUCGAUCGACAACGCAUGGGGGCUCAUCCAUUGCAGGUUGCACGGUGUACCAAAAUCAUUCCUGUUGAUCCCAAGAAAGCCGAAGCUGCACGCGCUGUCAACCCCGUCGGUGCCGCUCAGGGCCAGAAGGGGGCCGAUGAGCAAGACAAAUAUGUCAUCAACAUAAAACAGAUAGCUAAAUUUGUUGUCGGUCUCGGCGAUCGAGUUGCACCGACAGAUAUUGAAGAGGGUAUGCGCGUGGGUGUGGACCGGAAUAAAUACCAGAUCCAGAUCCCAUUGCCACCCAAGAUCGAUGCUUCGGUGACAAUGAUGCAAGUUGAGGAGAAGCCCGAUGUAACGUACUCGGACGUCGGUGGAUGCAAAGAGCAAAUCGAGAAGCUGCGAGAAGUCGUCGAGACGCCGCUACUAUCACCUGAACGCUUCGUCAAGCUCGGUAUUGAUCCCCCAAAGGGGGUCCUUCUCUUUGGGCCACCAGGAACCGGCAAAACUCUCUGUGCACGCGCAGUCGCUAAUCGUACAGAUGCCACCUUCAUCCGCGUCAUUGGCUCCGAGCUUGUGCAAAAGUAUGUUGGUGAGGGUGCGCGAAUGGUGCGCGAGUUGUUCGAGAUGGCACGUUCAAAGAAGGCUUGUAUUAUUUUCUUUGACGAAGUCGACGCUAUCGGUGGGGCACGAUUUGACGAUGGCGCUGGAGGUGACAAUGAGGUGCAGCGCACAAUGUUGGAGCUGAUUAACCAGCUGGAUGGAUUCGACCCUCGAGGGAAUAUCAAGGUGCUCAUGGCCACAAAUCGACCAGAUACUCUUGACCCUGCAUUGUUGCGUCCCGGUCGACUUGAUCGGCGGGUAGAGUUCUCGCUACCUGAUAAUGAGGGCAGGGCUCAUAUCCUCAAGAUUCAUGCUAGGAGUAUGAGCGUCGAACGUGACAUCCGAUUCGACCUUAUUGCUCGAUUAUGUCCCAAUACGACGGGUGCUGAACUUCGGUCAGUUGCAACUGAGGCUGGCAUGUUUGCAAUUCGUGCCCGUCGGAAGGUCGCUACGGAACGCGACUUCCUCGAUGCUGUAGAGAAGGUCGUGCGGCAAGGGACGAAAUUUUCGUCAACACCUCUAUACCAAGUGUACAACUAGACUAUUUGACUUUAGGCUUGCAUUAUUUUGCAUGUAUUAUUUUCCCAAAUCACGCAUUUUCAUGGACCGCUUGAGCAUUCUGUUGUGGACCAAGGACUCUGUGCAGCACUGAGCACACUCUCGAGUCUCAACUACCUGGCUCAUACUAUAGCAAUUUCCCGGCAAAGCUACUCGAAUUUUCACCGUGAUCUUCAUAUCGAACGGGCUCGAAGUACCAUGUAACAUGACGACGUUGAUCCUUCGGAUUUUUGCCGAAUUAGUAUAUUAUACGGAGCAAGGUCUAUGAAUGCGGCGUGACC
Messenger RNA from Suillus subaureus, 1766 nucleotides. Its product is annotated as 26S proteasome subunit P45. Gene Ontology annotation, biological process: proteasome-mediated ubiquitin-dependent protein catabolic process. NCBI's taxonomy places the organism in Eukaryota, Fungi, Basidiomycota, Agaricomycetes, Boletales, Suillaceae. Bases 106 to 1467 code for a protein of 453 amino acids. The transcript has 11 exons. The record is from RefSeq and is a predicted model, not a curated record. Gene Ontology annotation, cellular component: proteasome regulatory particle, base subcomplex. Gene Ontology annotation, molecular function: ATP hydrolysis activity; proteasome-activating activity; ATP binding.